CCCAAAAGGGCUUGGGAGUUCUUAGCAGAAAGCUGAGAAGCUGCAGCUGCAGAGGGGAGUGAGAGAAACUUUAGUGGGUGCCUGGAAUCCAGCCAGCGUCAACCUGCUACAGAACUCCACCAUGGGAAGGAAGGAAUGGGCAGAUGUGUGCAGGAGGUUUUAGGUGUGUGGAUCAACCUAUCGUCACUGAAGCAUCAGUUUAAUCUUGCUAACUUGACAACCGUUGUAUGCCAGCCUGUGUCAAUACCAGACCAACGUGCUCCUGAUCAACCAGAUCUUUCAGAAAUUUUUUUAAAAGAAUCCUUGGUGGGUAAAAGAUGUGCCAUGGAAUGGUAGCAUCAAAGAGCAGCACAGGAUCAUCUCUUGCCUUGACUGGCCAUGGGUUAUUUUGUCUGCUAGUUAUCUUUGGUUCCUUUAUCUUGGAAGCACAGUCCACAGGUUGGCUGAGCAAAUCCAAAGGACCUGCAUAUUGCCCCCAGCCACCACAACCGGAGAAUGGAGGCUAUAAAUGCCACCCUAGCCCCUGCAACAACCCUCUGACUUCAGGCAGUGUCAUAGAGUAUCUGUGUGUUGAAGGUUACAUGCUGAAAGGAGAUUAUAAAUACUUGACCUGCAAGAAUGGAGAGUGGAACCCAGCCAUGGAAGUCAGCUGCAGGCUCAGUCCAGAAAAGGACUCUCCUCCGACAAUUGGAGUGCCCACGCUGUCUAUAGUAGCCUCCACAGCGAGCUCUGUUGCCCUGAUUCUGCUGUUAGUUGUGCUGUUUGUUUUGCUGCAGCCAAAGCUGAAGUCGUUCCAUCAUAGCAGGCGAGACCAAGGUGUGUCUGGAGAUCAGGUCUCUAUUAUGGUGGAUGGUGUCCAAGUGGCCUUGCCAUCCUAUGAAGAAGCAGUAUAUGGCAGCACAGGGAAUUGCAUUCCACCCUCGGACUCCCGAGUGCAGAUCGUGCUCUCAGAGGGAGCUGGACAGAAUGGACCCAGGGAGAUGCAGCAGCCGGACCAAGGGGCUCACAAUACCUUUGAAAGAGAAGAUGAAGCCCCUGGACGUUCUGGACUGUGUGAAGCCAGUGGCUCUCAGCGCUCUGAAACUGUUCUUGUGCAUCAGGCUGCUACCUCUUCCUGGGUAGCUGGCAUGGCUAGCAGUAGACCUUUACACAAAGAGGUCCAAGAUUCAGAAAGCAGUGACAUACAGAGCCUUUUAUCACUCACUUCCUCUGAGGAAUACACAGACGAUAUUCCCUUAUUGAAGGAAGCAUGAGGUCUGCUGUGUUUCUCUAGUCUUCUCCAUCUUGGAUUUCUUCCUCCUCCCCUCUCCCUGCCUUUGGGACAGAAGCACUCUGUGCAGUCUUCCCCAUCCUCGCAAGCUGUACCCUGGAUACCUCCAAGAAGAGAUGCCCUCAGCUGAAGAUCCAAAGGAUGUUACCAGGUUGCCUCCUGGAUGCACCAGUGGAGUUGGUGCAGUGCUGGCUUCCCCAUUCCAUCAGCAUCAGGGGCUCAAGGAACAGAGUGGAUUUGAGCUCUCCUCUUCCCCAGCCAGAUGUUUGACAGCAGUCUCUGAAGAGCUGCUCUUUUCUUGUGCCUUUCUCCUCCUCACACCGGCUUGUUGCAGCUUAUCAGCCUUUCUAGCCCUUCUGCUGCCCAGAGAGCAGGGGCUAAACCUGCUUGCUCGCUGGGUGCAGACACAAUUUAAAUAUAUGUAUACAUGUUAUAUAGGCUCUUCUUCCAGCAGCCUCUUUGUGAUAGGGCAGGACAGAACACCUCAGUGGGACUGAAACUGGGCUUGGGAGGGAUCGCAGUUAAGGGGCAGCUUGUGAUGUCUAGAAGCACCUCAGAUGAGAUGGGCUGCGUGGCAGCUUAGCCAUGCAGGAACAGUUCACUGAGAAUUGCUUAAGCACUAAAGGCUGAGAAGUCAAACAUGUAGGAAUGCCCUCUGUCCCAUCUCUGCGGGAGUCCAUUCCUGAAAAUCACUUUUGUCUCCUUCUUCUUCCUCUACCAGUGCAGCCCACUGGAAGAGGUUCAGGUGUUUGAAAAUACCAAGACAAAAAAAAUGACUGUAGGUAGUGAAUUCCUAGUGCCAUUGGUGCAGUCCCAAAUUCCUUUUCCAGCCACAGUAGGUACUUGAACCCUGGGUAGCUACCAUCUCAUAGGCUGGUGUGUCUUCCUAGCUUCAUUCAACAAAGGGUCUGCUGGUUUAGCCAGGUGGGCUCCAGUGGGCCCAUAGAGAAGGGCUCUUCCCCUGCUGCUGGGGGUAAGCAGCAUUUGUAAAGCUUCUCCUAAACAAAGUGCCAGCCUGUUGCUGUGAGGGAAAGUCAAGUACUCUGAUGGCAGUGCUAGAGGACACCACAGCUCAGUCCUGAAGUUGUAAGGAUUGUUUCAAGUUCUGGUAGUAGGGAAGGGAAAAUUCAGAAAUAUGCAUACCUCUGCCCCCCACAGUUAUCUACAGCAGGUCAGACUGUCCGUGUUGGGACUCUGUAACUGCAGGAAGCCACAUUUGUCUGGGGUGCGUGGUCCAGUACAAGUGCUGUGGUGGUUGUAAGAUCCCUCACUGAGGUCUGGACACUGUUCCAUGGGAUUGGUUUCAGCAAGAAGAGUUGGCUUCUUAGAUGCUGCAUGUACCUUGUCAUAACUCUCUUGAAGUAACCAGGGAAGUGUUUGCCCUGUGAGAAGCUGCUACAUUUUUGAGUUGAAGGAGCAAAAUGUCAUGGCCUUACACAUCACGUGGUAAUGUACAGGUAAACAGGGAUGUUGUCUUUGCUGCUUUGCUUUUGGUUUACAGUCCUCACCAUCCUCAUCCUCAUUGCUAUAGUAAAAAACAUUACAGCACUUGACAAAAAUGAUACAACAUCUUUAUGUUGGUUUAUGUGGGUUAGCUCCAGUUCUUUGAAAUGGGGAUUAGCCAUAGUGUCCAGCUGUGUAUUUGUUACUCCUUUUCCUGAAUAGCUGUUAAAUCCCAGGACACAUGGAAUAGUGUGUGUCUGUGGGUGGAAAAAUCCUUUUUUCCCUUUCCUUGUUAUAGAGGGAUGUUAAUUUAAAAUUACAGUGUUUUAAACAUCCUUCCCUGUUGCUCAUGUUACCUUGCAUUAACACAAGAGUUUGAUAAAUCCCAUUUGGGUGGUUUAGGUAUUUUUGGUUCAAUUUGGAUGGUGAAAAUCCUGUGUCAUUUUACAGUGGGCUGUGGUGUCUCAGCUUCAAGCGCUGUAGAGGACAAAUGUUGUUUACACAUCUGCCAUUGGAAUUUUAAAACAUAAGCAUGGGGACGAUUGUGUUUAGCUUUUUGACUGUUGGAAAUGGUCUAAGCUUGAGUAAAUUCUCCUUCAUUGGUUUAUUGGAGGGGUUGAGCAAGUGUAGUGGUAAGGGAGUGUGGAGGAAAGUCUGUGUGACUUUCCUGCUGCCUAACCAGCUCAGAGCAGGAGUUGCUUUUUAUGCAUUGAAGGUCCUGUCUGCUCAAACUGACCCUCAGCAAUUCAAGGUAUAGAAGUUGGGAAUGUGUUGCCUUCCUGAAAGGGAAGUGCUGGGUUGGUGGGAGAAGCUGGAAGCUGAUCCCAAGGCGUGACCUUGCUCUGGAUGAGGACCUGCACCACCAGCAGAAAACAUCCUCUGUGGCCUGGCCUCCUCUCUGCUGUUGUAAAACAAGCAACUGCCAGCUUGGGAGAGAAAAUUCAGUUAGGGUGGGGAAGUAAAGAAGACAAGCUCUACAAAGAGGGAGUGUUUUAAUUUCACAGAAUCA
Messenger RNA from Pseudopodoces humilis (Tibetan ground-tit), 3722 nucleotides. RefSeq names its product sushi domain containing 6 (gene SUSD6). The record is from RefSeq and is a predicted model, not a curated record. Gene Ontology annotation, biological process: DNA damage response. Lineage: Eukaryota; Metazoa; Chordata; Aves; Passeriformes; Paridae.